UCGCCAGUCUUUCGACACCAAUGGAAAUUACAGAAAUUACUAUUGACGCGACAUUUUCGUGCGCCACCCGGUAUAUAGCGCUCCGAUUGCUCCGAAGUUUGCAUCAGCCUUAGGUUAGGUCGGGUCAGGUUAGGUUACGUUAUGGAGUGGGUCGUCCGCUGCGAGAGCGGCAGUCGUGUAAAAAUUCUAGUAUUAUGAAGACAUGCCGUUUAUUGUCACAAGUGCAUUUCGUUUCGAUUGCGUGAUUGCGUAAUGGGUGAUUUAAUCGCGCGAACGCAAGGAUAAGAGCCCUCGGAGCCGUCGGAGCUCGGAGCCUUCGUGUCUCGCGAGCGAAACGGGAGGUUAUGUCGCGCGCGGCACGUGAGAGCUACGUUAACUUGCCUGCGGUGACACUUGAGGAUCUUCACGGACCGAGCGCGAGAGGAUGUCGUCCGAGAAGCCGUGUCGCGCUUGCAUGGACUUCCGGACGUGGGCGAAACGCCAGAAGGAAGUCUACGACUCGGAGAAGGGAGCACAGAAGAAACAGGACCAAACACCGAAUGCCAGGAACGGUGGUACUCGAGACGAUUGUCCUUUGGACAAGGAUGAGUUGGGCUCGAAGACCUGGGGCUUCUUGCACACCAUGGCGGCGUACUAUCCCGAUCAACCGAACGAGAGACAAAAGUCUGACAUGAACAGCUUCUUUCACACGUUUUCCAAAUUUUAUCCCUGCAACGUAUGCGCGGAGGACCUGCAGGAGCAAUUGAAACACUCGCCGCCGGAGACCGGGUCGCAGGAAAAAUUGAGUCAAUGGCUAUGCAGAAUUCACAAUGAAGUCAACAAGAAACUCGGGAAACCAGAAUUUGAUUGUAAACUAGUAAAUCAGAGGUGGAGAGACGGUUGGCUGGAUGGUUCUUGCGAUUGAUAAGUAGCAAUAAUAGUUUUAGAAUGUACAAUGGGACCUGAAUACAAUACGAAUUAUUGUAUAAAUAAUUGUUGUAGAUUUUUUCAUUGGACAUUGCUCUUAGAUUCUCGACGGUACGAUGUGUACAUAAGGAAAUAUGAAAUUAAUAGCGAUAUAUGUACUUAAAAGACUUUCCAAGUUCUGUUUUCUUCCUGGAACAAUAUAGUAAAUUUACUAUAAGAGAUGGGAAUAAAAUUCCGAAGUUACAAAAUAAGAGACGGGAAUAAAAUUGCAUUAUGCACUUUAUUAUAAAUAUCUUUGUGAUAAGAGAAAAAUCGUAUAGAUUCGAAACUACUUAUAUACAAAUGUUUGCCAACGGCAAUAUUAUUCAGUAUUAUUAUUAACAUUAUUCUACUAUCUAAAUU
Messenger RNA from Temnothorax curvispinosus, 1308 nucleotides. It is a transcript of the gene Alr, whose product is annotated as FAD-linked sulfhydryl oxidase ALR. Gene Ontology annotation, cellular component: mitochondrion. The record is from RefSeq and is a predicted model, not a curated record. The transcript is spliced from 2 exons. Gene Ontology annotation, molecular function: flavin-dependent sulfhydryl oxidase activity; flavin adenine dinucleotide binding. Lineage: Eukaryota; Metazoa; Arthropoda; Insecta; Hymenoptera; Formicidae. The coding region runs from base 425 to 904 and encodes 159 amino acids.